GACGCGAAUUCAUUGUGGUAGUUUUAUUGCAUAGGAACCAUGUUUUACAAAGGAAAAGUUGGGGGUGCCACGGAGCAAUUUACUAGACAGCAUUUAACGAAAGGAAAUAAAGUUGCAACUGACAGGUGGCCUGCUGUCCUGGGCGGGGCCAGCCUCAUAGCACUUACUAAACACGCCUGUCACCCGUUGUUCCCCGCCCCCUUACAUCCACACCACCAAUUCCUGGCCCCGCCCACUGUCAAUUUAGCCAACGCCGAGCCUAGGCCAGGAGAGGCUCCGCCCCACGACGCGGUGAGGUCGCCUCCUAGCGGCCACAGCAAGGACUCCGCAAGCUGCGGCCCUCGGCUGACCCUCGGGUCGCUGGGGUCAUGGGCACCUCCGAGACCGCACCGCCGCCGUUCGCGCGCAUCGCCCCCGCGCUCUUCAUCGGGAACGCGCGAGCCGCGGGCGCGACGGAGCUGCUGGUGCGCGCGGGCAUCACUCUGUGCGUCAACGUCUCCCGCCAGCAGCCCGGACCGCGCGCGCCCGGAGUGGCCGAGCUGCGCGUGCCCGUGUUCGACGACCCGGCGGAAGACCUGCUGACGCACCUGGAGCCCACCUGUGCCGCCAUGGAGGCCGCGGUGCGCGACGGCGGCGCCUGCCUCGUGUACUGCAAGAACGGCCGCAGCCGCUCGGCCGCCGUCUGCACCGCCUAUCUCAUGCGCCACCGCGGCCACAGCCUGGAGCGCGCCUUCCAGAUGGUGAAGUGCGCUCGCCCGGUAGCCGAACCCAAUAUGGGUUUCUGGGCUCAGCUGCAGAAGUUUGAACAGAACCUCCAGGCCCAGGCCCUUCUGCCCCGGGAACCCGCUGAUCCCGACCUCGCGUCUUCCCGAGCCGCUCUGCACCACCUGGCCACGGUACAAACCAACCGGAGGACUCACGAGGGAAUCGCGUCAGCGGAACCACAAGAAUCAUUCCCGAAGUAAGAGGACCGACUGCCAAGGUGCCGCCGGCGUCCCUGGGAAAGCGACGGUCCCGCCUCCAAGGCUGUCCUCCGAGCCGUAACCAGCGAGCGCAGAGCGCAAGCUGAGGACGCGCAGCCGCCCCGGGUGU
Molecule: messenger RNA, 1092 nt
Organism: Alexandromys fortis (reed vole)
Lineage: Eukaryota; Metazoa; Chordata; Mammalia; Rodentia; Cricetidae
Gene: Dusp28
Product: dual specificity phosphatase 28
Exons: 3
Coding region: 369-965 (198 amino acids)
Biological process (GO): protein dephosphorylation
Cellular component (GO): cytoplasm
Molecular function (GO): protein tyrosine/serine/threonine phosphatase activity
Source: RefSeq, a predicted model, not a curated record